CCCGCUAGGCUGUCCUCCCUCUCUCCCUUCUAACUCUCUCAAAGACUAUACACUGAGAAUUGGUGUAGAGAAGAGAGAUUCCUCUCUCUCUUCUUUCUAACUCUCCCAAAGACCAUACACAGAGAAUUAGUGUAUAACCGAGACAAUGUCUAUCUGCUUCGAGAAAUGCAGCAGAAUCCGCCACAUCGUCAGGCUCCGACAAAUGCUGCGCCGCUGGCGCACCAAAGCAGCGUGCGCCGCACGCAUCUCAGCCGCAGGUAACGCCUCCUCCAACCUAAUCCCAUCCGACGUACCCGCGGGACACGUGGCUGUCUGCGUGGGCACCAAUUCGAGGAGGUUCGUGGUCCGCGCGAGCUACCUAAAUCACCCCGUCUUCAAAAAGCUCCUCAUCCAAGCCGAGGAGGAGUACGGUUUCAGCAACCACGGCCCACUCGCGAUUCCCUGCGACGAGUCCGUGUUCGAAGAGAUCCUCCGAUUCCUGACUCGAACCGAUUCCGGCCGUUCCGCCACGCUCGAGGACUUCAAGAGAUGCUCGAGGAAUCUCGACUUCUGGCCCGAGUCUCGGCCCCUGCUCCGUGGAAUAUCUGAGAAAUCGGUCUGGUGAGUCAUGACUCGUCUGACUCAACUGGGACGAGUCGGGACUACUCGGUCCUCUCUUUCGGGGAAUUCGGUCCUACCCAAGUCUUAGAAUCGAGAAUGAUACUCGUUUGGCAAUUAAGAAUGAAAGACUCGUUAGACUCAUUUGAGUCGACUCGGACGAGUUUACUGAGUCCGGCGAAAAUGAUUAUUUUUUCAUCACCCAUUGAGAAGAAAAGGUAGCUGGGGUUGUUUUUCUUCCUUUUUUCUGUCUAUUAUUAUUAAUUUUCUAUUUUGGGUGGGCCCCCAUUUUCGCUCCGGAAGGAUAUUUGUGGAGAUGGCAAUGAGGAUAUUUGACCGAGUCGUCCCGAGUUCGGAUCGGAGGAAGAAAUAAAUAGAAGAAAACUAACGAGUUGACUCGUCAACGGAUGAGUUGACUCGCUCUCUCGCUCCCUCUCUCUCUCUCUCGCUCUCUCUCUCUAUUUUGUAAAUGCUGUAAUAUUCAUUGAUUAAUGAAUUUGAGUACUAAAGUACAUUUGAAGAA
Messenger RNA from Magnolia sinica, 1120 nucleotides. Its product is annotated as indole-3-acetic acid-induced protein ARG7. NCBI's taxonomy places the organism in Eukaryota, Viridiplantae, Streptophyta, Magnoliopsida, Magnoliales, Magnoliaceae. The transcript has a single exon. The record is from RefSeq and is a predicted model, not a curated record. Gene Ontology annotation, biological process: response to auxin. The coding region runs from base 146 to 604 and encodes 152 amino acids.